Porites lobata is the source of this 7001-nucleotide messenger RNA. The record is from the annotation of a GenBank genome assembly. Lineage: Eukaryota; Metazoa; Cnidaria; Anthozoa; Scleractinia; Poritidae.
GAGGCGAAUCUCUCAAAUAUUUGCUUAUUUGAAAGUGAAAAUGGAGAUGGAGGAGGUGAGCAAAAGUGCAACCAGGAAGGUAAGUACUUAAUUGCAGGUCCUCUAUUGGUUGUUUUCCAUCAUAGGCAAACCGGCUGGUUCGCAGUUUGGGAAAAUAGUAAGCAAAAUUUAGGACUGGAAAAUAUCGUUCCUGAAUCGCGUUUACCAUUUGUAUUAAUCAGUUCCAUAACGGAAAAACGACCGCAAAGGCCCGAAACUUGUAUAAUGGCUUUGAAAAAAUGGAACACGAAUUUCCGUUUGGAACAUUCCGUUCCGUGCCGUUAUUCCCGUUGCAUGCUCCCCGAGAUUUUUCGCAGGAACGACCCAAAAAGUCCUGUUUCAUUUACUUUCCAACCGGAUCUUACGGAUUUUUUUUAUCAAUGGUAAACAACCGAUCAAAUGUUUCGCAAUUGCCUUGUCAUGUAUUGUUUUUGACUAAAGGUUUAUUUAUCCGUCAUUCGUUUUUCUACCCACAGUAUAUUUCACAUCGAGCGAUUUUCCAUCUAAGAAGUGAAAAAGGCCUUUUAUUUUGACAUACAGAUACAUAUACCUAGGCGGGAUUGCCUAAUUUUCCGAAUAAAGACAGAGUACUAAUAUUAUUUAUUUAUUUGUGUCCAAGAAAUAAGUUGUAACAAAAUGGUAAUUAACAAUUUGCACCCAGAGAUUAGGUUCUACUCACUUUUGGGUUAGAAAAUAAUAUUUGAAAGAAAAUUCAGACGAGUCUGUCGAAAAAAGAGAGCAUGAUGUAAAUGGUAUACCCGAAACACUAACUGUCACUAACCAAAAUCACUUCUACUGCGUGCUUUUGUAAUCAUUUCCAUACGUGGAAAUUACGAAGAAAUAAGGAGCGCUUACCGAUUGUACAGAAAAUCCGGUAAUGCCAGGGAGAAUUUAAAUGGAACGAUUCAUCCCGGUGGAAUGUUUUCACAAAAAAAUAAUGCCUCCCGGGGUAUUACCUUUUUCCAGCUUUUGCCGAAACGACCGGUAUUUUUCUGUAUCCUUUGUCUUUACUAGUGCCAGGCUCUCAUGUUGAGGAGUAGCGAAAAAUUUACCAGCAUUUUCUAAAUGGCACAACUUAAUCCUAUUCCUUUUUUCGGUACAAAAAAAAAAAAAAAAAAAAAAAUUACCAGUGCCAUUUGAGGUAAAAUUUUCACCGACAUUUCAGUACAAAUGGUAAGCGCUCCUUAUUCCUUCCUAAUUUUCACGUAAGGAAAUAAUUAAAAAAGCAUGCAGCAGAAGUGAUUUAGGUUAGUGCCGGUUAGUCACCGACGACAAUAAACUGCCUACAGAAAAAUAGUCUGAUGAUGAAAUCUCGACCGUGCAUGUAUUUGGAGACAAUGGCGUUUCUGGGUUUUCAAAUGAAUGAAAUAAAACAGGCAUAUACCAAAAGGCCAUUCUACAGUUGAGUGAACAUGAGGCUGAGGUUGACCUUGUUUUCAUACAAACCCUUUUCCUUCUCUUAUGGAAAUUAUGCUUAAAGGCUGGUUUUCGCUAGCGACAGAGUCGGAGUCGGAGUGACUUGGUGAGAAUCAAAAAUCGGUGUUGUAGGCGGAGUCAUAAACACGACGGAAUGGGAGUCAGACGAAUCAGAACGGUUCCAUUUUCUUCCGACUCCGCUUAUGACUCCGUCGUUUACUAUCUAGUGAAAACCAGAUUGUCGGAGUCGGAAGUAGAAGAACCAAUCACAAGGCACGUUCCCACGCUUUGUAAUUGGUUUAGUUCUUCCGCUUCUGCUUAUGACUCCUACGACCCAGUUUUGACUUGAUCGCAAGCGACGGAGUCGUCGUAAGAGGAAUCAGAACGCUGUUUUCACUAGAUCGUUACGUUAAGUUCUACGCUUCUGAUUACGACUCCGACUCCUUCGCUAGUGAAAACCAGCCUUAGCAAAUACUAGUUUGUUAAAUUUCAGGAGUUACUGAAGACCAACGCAGUCUACAAACAGCUAAAGCGAAAGGUCUUACCUAACACUCGACCGCUAUCAAAGAGUUUUGAAUUGACUCCUUUGACGUGAGUCUCAGCUUGCACACCCGGCAGAAAAAUGUUUAUUGUCGGCUUAACUUUUGCGGGAAACCAAUUUUAACAUGAAAUGAAACGAAAUGAAACCGUGUUGAUGCGUCGAUGGGCCAUCGGAGUGGAAGGAAAAAAAGUGUCUUUAUGACGUCAGCUACCAUAAUGAUUGUAAAAAGAUUGAAAAAAGUAUUUGCACGAAGAUGCUUUCGGCUAUUUCUUCAUGGUGCUGCAAGAAGAUUACAAGAAAAUAUCUUUUGCGUCUAAUUUAUCGUAAGUAAAUCCUCUAUCGAGCAAACAGAUGGGGAAUUUUUUCUUUUCAAGAUCUAACUAAGUUUUGGUACAUUUUCUCUUACGUCCUGCUAAAUGCUCCUAUACAUUCCUACCAGGCAAUCCACUUGAUCAGAAAAAAUUCCAGCCAGGGCAACGACAAAAGAGGACAAACUUCACCUUGCUUCAACGACAUGAGCUGGAAAAAGCUUUCAGUCAGUGCCAGUAUCUCACGCCGCAUUCCUGCCGUCGGUUACAAGAGCUUGGAAUCCAUAAACAAAAUAUCAAGGUAAUACUGUUUUAUCUUAUUGGGAAUUUUAUUCCGUUAAACAACUCACAUUGUUGUUUGAUAAGAGCAGCGAAAGUCAAAGUAGCGUGUAGUCCUCACGUUUACACACAAUAAAGAUUUAGCGAAGGCUAAAAGUAAAGCUCCCGUUAAUAAAUUUAUGAUUUAUUUCCAAAAAUAAACUUGAAACCAUCGCAAAGAAAUCCACUUGGAGUUGAGCGUGAGAUUAGUUGAAAAGUAUUAAUUUAUGAGCAGAUAACCUCCAAAAAAUAACAUAACCUCUAUGUGUCGACACCUGAGACCGCAAUACGGUCAUGUGAUACUGGUCUGCGGAUACACUGUUUUGACAGCUAUCAACUGACCACAACAUAGAUGUGCAAUAUCAGUUUGCAGGCUCCCAUGCACACUAGCUGGAAAGUGUGAGAUUUCACAUUGGUUUUCCUGUGUUGCGAACAGAUGGGUUGACAUGGACGGAUGUACCGUCACGUGAUUGCCAAAAUUUCUCGCAGGCUCCACUCGCGCUCGCUUCGCGCACCGAAGGAUAUCCCUUAUUGUUAUAUUCCUAGAAUUUCACUCAACUAAACAGGGACUGCCAUUGGUUGAUUCUUGGUCACGUGGCCUUGACUAAAAUCAAAUGUAUUCCGAUCGUGAUACAUUAAACAAUGUAUCCCGCUCGGGAUACAUUGCAGCACGUGAUCAAAGCAUGGUAGAAAGUGGCGUGACAGAAGGCGGGAAAAACACCGCCAGGUCCUGCCGGUUUUCUUUUUCGUGAAUGAACACAACAACACAAUCACGAAGCCUCAAGGUAAAAAGCAACGAUUUUUAAAGUUAUCCCAGAAGUUCCCAGAAGGAAAACAGCAGCUAGUGGAGGAAAAAGAUGCAGAUGAUAUAGGGAAAGUACUUUUGUUUGUAAAUCAUUCAUUCAGUGCUUUUGAGAAUUAAAUUUGUGUUGUUAUAAGUACCGAGUCGACUGUUUUGAUUCGUUUUCGUUCGCUCCGGUUAUUCUUUUGUUGCUGUUGAAGUGAAAGUUCUAGAAAUAUAACAAAACACUUAAUGUCAGAUCCCUCGGGAUCUGACAUUAAGUGUAUAUUAUGCCGGGUUGGUCUGGUUAUAAGUUCCGUUAACGUUUGACAUGUCUGUUCACUUGUAGCAAAGUUAUGGGAGAAUGCGUUUAUUGUCUCUUAAUUUUAAUGAUAACAUCUGGUAAAAAGUUGGUUAUUACUGGGCAGGCAUAAUAUUGAUUCUUAGAAGUAGAACUGCUACAAAUUCCAGAGUAUUAAAUUUCUCGUAUUAAAGCCAUUUCGAAUUCAACAGUUUUUGGGGACCAUACUGAUGUUUUUUAAUCGCCUUAAAAGUGUUUUUAUCAUUGCCCGAUGAGUAUGAAAUUUUCAACACUGACUGAUUUUAGUUAUUGAAGUUUGUCAAAAUGUAGUUUUAUACAAAAUGAACAUCACUAUUACAACAAUAAACAAAAAACUUGACAUCGAUAAAAACCGAAUUUUGAGCGAUCUAGAUUGGCAAUAACUAAUAACUGUGAUAACUAAUCGUGGAGGUAUCUAUAGUACGCAUUAAUUUGGAAAAAGGUAGCAGAACGUCAAAAUAGAGAAUGUUGUAACGCUGAAUUUUUGGCCGGGUCAUAGGCUAGGUUCGUCUUGAAAUUUCAAGGUGUGGCAGUGAAUCAGUCUGAGUGAAAGUUCCAAAAUUAUUGUAUUCAUUAUGAAGAUUAUGUGAUAAGCUUUAGAAAAAAUUUGGUGGAGCCGUUCUAGAGAUAUACAGCCAAAGCGCUAAAAGCCAAAACUGAGAACAAAGUUAGACUUUGAAAGGUGGUGAGAAAACAGGUUUGAGUUUUAAAAUCGAAUUAAAUUAAAGAAAGUACACCAAAAUUUCCUAGCAGCGAAAUAUGAGUAAUUUAGACCUUUUUAUGAAACAAUUUGUCAUGACUUUUGAAAAUGUAAGGUUUGAAAUAUAAUUAUUUACGUUUUAUUUGAAUUCAAACAUACUAAAUGUUUUACUUGUCACGGACGUUAUUUGCUUAGUUCCUGGUGUCGGUUUUUCAGUAGCCGGUCUUGAUCGUGCUAAAUUCGGCUUUUAUCGAUUUCAAAGUUUCUGUUUAUUGUUGCCAUAUUGAUAUCGAUUUUAUAGGAAAAUUCAUUACCUGACGAGGGACUUGAAAACCGAUUCGCGAUUCGUGCGAUAUCGGUUUUCGCGUGCAAUUUAACGUGGAAUUCUCGAGUCAGGUAAUGAAUUUUCCUUGAAUCGCAUAAUUGAAUAAAAAUCAGAAGAAAAAAAAAAGAAAACAGCAAUAAUAUUGUUUGUUUUUAUCCUGAGCGCGCGCUCCAGAAAGGCAUUUCAAAGUCAACUGUCAGAACUGUCAUUGCGUUAGCGAAUAGGAAGCAAGGUCAGUCGUACACGUUUGAACCUUCGACAACUUUUUUUGUACCUUGUGCUUGUUUUCACAUUUGUUUUCAAACUUUUUUACAUGUAAACAAGCUUGACACUAAUCGUAAGGAUACAUAGAGGUAUUUUACUGAAUUUAGAAGCCGUUUAUGUAGAACGUCUUUUUUCAAAUUGUUCAUUUGCUCGAGACGGAAAAUAAUUUAUACCUUUUACCUCUUCGGCGGCAAAACUGAAAGAAAUCAAGUGUCCAAGCGAAAGCACUGAAAGUUUAACAUGUUUAACGUCGCGAUUGACAUAAGGUAAGUACCUUGAAAUGUUUUAGAAAUGCUGUUCAAGUUCAGCUCUGUUUUGUACUUUUCUAAGUACCACGAUUCAGGACGAUUGCAAGCGGCGUACUCUUUUUCGUGUUUUCAGGGGCCAUGUCCUCUUUGAAGGUAUUUAUUUCUUCUUCUGUAUAUGGGACAAUCGACCCCGGCACUUCCUCCGUUGUCGCUUCUCCGUUUUGCUUGGUUGAACUUUGGAUUGCCAUUUUCUGGGCCGUGUUCACAGGAUUUUCUUGUUUUAUGGUUGUCGCGAGUGAAAGAGGUUUUAUGUCUCUUCGAGAAUCUGUAGUUCAGUUCAAAACAAGGAAGAACCUCCGGCUCACUUUAAAAAACGCUUUUGUUUGUUUUUAACUUUUCAAAAAGUGACAAUGAAUGGUUUUGAAAACAUUUUAAAAUGACAUUGUAGAAAACCUUUUUUGCAUGUUGUUGUGUUAGAAUUUGACGAUAGUUGUUACGUAGAUGCGAAACAAUAUCGCUUAGCCUCGUUUUCAACUCCCAAUUCCACACUAAAUACCUCGCUUCGUUAACCAAUCAGAAUGCGAGAUUUUACUUAAUUAUGCGAUUCUACUUAAAAUUGCAUUUUGACAAACUUCAAUUCAUAGUCAAUAACUGGCGAAAAUUUUGAAGCGAUCGGACAAGGAUAAACUCACUUUUAAGGCGAUUGAAAAAUAUCGGUAUGGCCUCCGAAAAACCGCAUCGAAACACCUUAUGUGUUCAAGAAAGGUUGAACAUACAAGUUGAAUAACUGCUUUGCAUUUGACACGGAUAUUAGCUAUUUACCUCACAGUUCAAAGAACUAACCAACCGAUUGUUUUUGCGUUUGUUUGUUUCCUUUAUUUGUAAUCAAUAAGCGCUUUUUAUUGUAUUUGCAGGUUUGGUUUAAGAAUAGGCGUGUAAAGUGGAGAAAAGAGAUGCGUAAUUGGGGACUUCCAGAAAAGGGAAAGACCGUAUGUAUGCCAAGCAGCUCGUCUCAAGAGGAUGACUCACCAUCAAAACGGAGCCCUUUGCUGCCAGAAGUCGAUAGACAAAUCAGUGAGAGUAUAUCCAUGCAAGGCUUUGCUCUAGUGCCGUCAGAGAGCCGCGCCCUGUCAUAUUAUUCAGAUGUCUGUGAUGGGUUGUGGAAUCACAGUGGGGAAAAUAGUUUGCGACCGACCAAUUUGUUUUACAGAGAGAACAACGGAUUUCCAUUUGAAACUGCAGCCCACCCUCACAUUCAAAGUUCCAUUAAUAGCACCGACAUGACGGACAACUUUAGCUUUAUGGGUAACAGUAGUCAAGGUGAAAUUACACUUGACGGCGGUGAUACGCGCGCUUCUUGGAUUCGUGGUGUUGGCCGUUUGUCUGAAGGUAGCGUGACACCUGAGCCUUACGCUAUGCGUAAACUCAUAAGGAAGCCCCAAUAUCAACCUUCAUACCAGUUGAGUCCUCUAUGUACUGAGAAAAUUCCUGGUCAUGAUCAAAGGAGUGUCGUUCCACAAAUUUAUGAGACUGACCAGACUGUUCCAAAUCAAAAAAGAGAUCCAGAGGAUGGAUACAACCGACUACCGCAAAGAAUGGAACCCUUGAAUGGAGCAACUGUCCAAGAUAGUGAAAAUGGGUCGCUUUUGGAUGACCUGAUGAACAUUAUUGCCAAAGAGCAACUAGAAUACCAACGUAACUUCCAACAGAAUAGUAGCUAA